AUGACGCAUUUAAAAAUUCUGGUUGCGCUGCAGAAGAAAUGGCCGUUAUAUUUAUCAACAAAAAAUACAAUUCUCAAGCGUUAUGAUGGUCGGUUUAAGGACAUUUUCCAAGAAAUCUUUGAUAGUGACUACAAAAAACAAUUCGACGAUGCCAAGAUAUGGUAUGAGCAUCGCCUUAUCGACGAUAUGGUGGCUCAGGCCAUCAAGGGCUCUGGCGGAUUUGUUUGGGCGUGUAAGAAUUAUGAUGGCGACGUACAAUCCGAUAUUGUUGCGCAGGGUUAUGGGUCACUGGGUAUGAUGACAUCGGUGCUUAUGUGUCCGGACGGUCGCACUGUGGAAUCUGAAGCGGCCCAUGGUACUGUGACUCGUCAUUAUCGGAUGCACCAGCAAGGAAAACCCACUUCUACCAACCCUGUGGCUUCUAUAUAUGCAUGGACUAGGGGCUUGGUACAACGAGCCAAGUUGGACGGCACUCCUGAAUUGGAACGGUUUGCUUUAGCUUUAGAGGAGGCGUGUGUUGAGUGCAUCGAUAGCGGUAAGAUGACCAAAGACUUGGUUAUAUGCAUUCAUGGGCUAGCCAAUACAAAGGAAGGAAUGUUUUUACACACUGAAGACUUCUUACAAGCUAUUGCUGAACAACUUGAACACAAACUUUCGAAGUAAAGGGCAUUGAUACUGCUGUAGAAUAAAAAAAGAAAUUGCCAUGGGAUCUCCAAAUAGAAAGGAGAUAAAGCACAACGAUAAUG
Molecule: messenger RNA, 746 nt
Organism: Zerene cesonia (dogface butterfly)
Lineage: Eukaryota; Metazoa; Arthropoda; Insecta; Lepidoptera; Pieridae
Product: isocitrate dehydrogenase [NADP], mitochondrial-like
Exons: 5
Coding region: 1-663 (220 amino acids)
Biological process (GO): isocitrate metabolic process
Cellular component (GO): mitochondrion
Molecular function (GO): NAD binding; magnesium ion binding; isocitrate dehydrogenase (NADP+) activity
Source: RefSeq, a predicted model, not a curated record